AGACUUUCGGCUGCCUCUCCGGGGCUUCCCCUUACUCCCUCCCCCAGACCCAGCGCGCUCCUGAAGCUCGGGCACUUACUUGUUGGUGUUUGUUUCUCUUGGCUCCGAGGGCAGUCGCAGAGCUUCUAAAAGGGGGUUGGGUUGGGUCGGGGCGUUUUGUUUUGUUCGGUUUUGUUUUUUGAGAGAGCCAGAGAGGCGGUAGUAAAGACUCGAGAGGAAGAUGUCAAACGUGCGAGUGUCUAACGGGAGCCCGAGCCUGGAGCGGAUGGACGCCAGACAGGCGGAGUACCCUAAGCCCUCCGCCUGCAGAAACCUCUUCGGCCCGGUGAAUCACGAAGAGUUAACUCGGGACUUGGAGAAGCACUGCAGAGACAUGGAAGAGGCUAGCCAGCGCAAGUGGAAUUUUGAUUUUCAGAAUCACAAGCCCCUGGAGGGGAAAUACGAGUGGCAAGAGAUGGAAAAGGGCAGCUUGCCCGAGUUUUACUACAGACCCCCGCGGCCCCCCAAAGGCGCAUGCAAGGUGCCGGCGCAAGAGAGCCAGGAUGUCAACGGGAGCCGUCAGGCGGUGCCUUUAAUAGGGUCUCAGGCAAACUCAGAGGACACACAUUUGGUAGACCAAAAGACUGAAACAUCAGACAGCCAGACGGGGUUAGCGGAGCAGUGCCCUGGGAUACGGAAGAGACCUGCAACAGACGAUUCUUCUACUCAAAACAAAAGAGCCAACAGAACAGAAGAAAAUGUUUCAGAAGGGUCCCCAAACGCAGGCUCAGUGGAGCAGACGCCCAAGAAGCCGAGCCUCAGAAGACGUCAAACAUAAACCGCUUGAAUUAAGGAUAUGUUUCCUUGUUUAUCAGAUAAACAUCACUGCUUGAUGAAGCAAGGAAGAUUUAAGUGAAAGUUUUAAAUACAUAUCGCGGACUCCAUGGAAUGGACAUCUUGUAUAAGCACUGAAAAGCAACAACACAAUAACACUAAAAUUUUAGGCACUCUUAAAUGAUCUGCCUCUAAAAGCAUUGGAUGUAGCAUUGUGCAAUUAGGUUUUUCCUUAUUUGCUUCAUUGUACUACCUGUGUAUAUAGUUUUUAUCUUUUAUGUAGCACAUAAACUUUGGGGAAGGGAGGGUAGGGUGGGGGUAAGGAAUUGGCAGGGGAGGUUUGAAGAGCUUGCUUCAAUUUAUAGCAAGAAGAAAAAAAAAUAUUUGACUUGCAUGAAGAGAAGCAAUUUUGGGGAAGGAUUGGAAUUAUUUACGUUAAAGAUGUAAUGUCCCUUUCAGUGAGAACUGGCAUUUCAUUUUUAAAAUCAUCAAAAUUUGAACACUGGCUACAAAUAAUUGCUAUUUAUUUUUACAUGAAACUUAUUUUCAUUUGGGAGCUCUGAUGAUUCCGUUGUGUAGCCGUAAAUGGCUUUUUUAAAAGAACAAUAAAAAACUGCCACUCUCAGCGUCCCCUCUCCCCCCUUAGAAUUGGAAUUUACCAGUUAAUUAUUCGGCAGUUAGGUAAUCACUCCAGGUAAUUCUGGACAAAAAUCUGGGAUGUAGGGGAAAUGUCCUGAAUGAUCAGAAUUGAUCCAUCUACACUUUUUUAAAUUUGUUAAACGUUUUUCUUAAUUUCCUUUUCACUUUGUGCUAUGCGGACAGUCAAAAUAAUCCUAAAUCCCUAAAUAUUUUUAGAAAUCUGUAAGUAACUUCACCUAAAAAAAAUGAAAUAAUUUUUAAUUUUAAGCUUCUCAUUCUGUUUGUUAAUUUACCCAAAGGAAAGUGGUGUUUUGACAGGAAAGUGUGUAGGGAAAGCACACUGGUGGGAUAAGUGAAAUGGAUACUACAUCUUUAAACAGUAUUUCUGCAUUGCCUGUGUAUGUGUAUGAAACAAAACCAUUUGAAGCGUACCUGUGUACAUAACUCUGUAAAGACACUGAAAAAUUAUACUAACUUAUUUAUGUUAAAAAGAGAUUUUUUUUUUUUUUUUAAACCUAGUCAAUACAAAAGCCAAAGUGGCAUGUUUUAUGCAUUUGUAAAUGCUGUAUUGGGUAGAAUAGUUGGGUUCCCCCCCCCCUUUCUUCUGUUAAAUAAUAUGGCUAUGCUUAAAAGAUUGCAUACUGAGCCAAGUAUAAUUUUUUGUAAUGUGUGAAAAAGAUGCCGAUUAUUGUUACACAUCAAGCAAUCAAUAAAGAAACUUCCAUAGCUCUUGA
Messenger RNA from Loxodonta africana (African savanna elephant), 2186 nucleotides. RefSeq names its product cyclin dependent kinase inhibitor 1B (gene CDKN1B). The coding region runs from base 221 to 817 and encodes 198 amino acids. Gene Ontology annotation, cellular component: cytoplasm; nucleus. The transcript is spliced from 3 exons. The record is from RefSeq and is a predicted model, not a curated record. Gene Ontology annotation, biological process: G1/S transition of mitotic cell cycle; negative regulation of mitotic cell cycle; negative regulation of cell population proliferation. Gene Ontology annotation, molecular function: cyclin-dependent protein serine/threonine kinase inhibitor activity; protein-folding chaperone binding. NCBI's taxonomy places the organism in Eukaryota, Metazoa, Chordata, Mammalia, Proboscidea, Elephantidae.